Pelobates fuscus (common spadefoot toad) is the source of this 3044-nucleotide messenger RNA. Its product is annotated as solute carrier family 13 member 1-like. Gene Ontology annotation, biological process: transmembrane transport. The transcript is spliced from 16 exons. Gene Ontology annotation, molecular function: sodium:sulfate symporter activity. Bases 233 to 2113 code for a protein of 626 amino acids. NCBI's taxonomy places the organism in Eukaryota, Metazoa, Chordata, Amphibia, Anura, Pelobatidae. Gene Ontology annotation, cellular component: membrane. The record is from RefSeq and is a predicted model, not a curated record.
GCAGGGCUCUUUGUUAGUGUCAGCAGCCUGCCCAUCGCCUGGGGGGGUGUCAGUAGCCUGCCCAUCGCUUGGGGGGUGUCAGCAGCCUGCCCAUUGCCUGGGGGGGGGGGCUGGCCCCAGUCUCCUUUUCCCCCAUUUGUGAUGAAGCUGGAUUGUACAUCCCAGACAUGCUGAGGUGAGCCUGAGAAAGUCUGCAGGGAGGCUCCUCCUGCAUCCCCCACUGACUCCCUGGAUGUAUUCUCCGGACCUGCCUCCUCUGGAGCAUCCUGUACCUGUCUGGACCCCAGGAGUGCUGUGCCUCCACAUGGCCAUGUCUUUACUGCGGCAGCUGUGGAAGCAGAAAGAUAUCCUCAUCACUUUUGUGCUGCCUGUCCUCCUCCUCCCCCUGCCAUUGAUAACACAGACCAAGGAAGCAGCAUGUGCUUACACGUUACUGGUCACUGCAACAUUCUGGAUCUCCGAGGCCAUUCCAUUGGGUGCUGCAGCCUUAGUCCCGGCCUUCCUGUUUCCACUCUUUGGAGUUAUGAAAUCCAGUGAGGUGGCGUCCGAAUACUUCAAAGACAUCCACCUGCUGCUGUUUGGAGUGGUGUGUUUGGCAACGUCCAUCCAGAAAUGGAAUCUGCACAAACGCAUAGCCCUUUGGAUGGUUUUAUCUGUAGGAAGUCAGCCAACCUGGCUUCUGCUGGGAUUCAUGAGCUGCACCUCUCUGUUAUCCAUGUGGUUAAGCAAUACGUCUACGGCAGCCAUGGUGAUGCCUAUUGUAGAUGCCAUUCUCUCCCAGCUAAACGGGGCUGUGCCUGAAGGGAGAGCCUUAACAGACAAAAAGACAAGUGCCCAUCUUAAUAAUGAAGACACUACAAAGAUAGAUUUGACCUCCGAAAGCAAUAACAUUUUAGAUAACAGCGCUGUAAACACUGAAGAACAUGAGGAGGAGCCAACAUUUGAAAACCGAAAAUAUACAAAACAGGGAAAAUCUGGCCAAUUUUACAGAACUAAACGUGAUCACAUGAUGUGCAAAGCAUUUUCAUUGGGCAUUGCUUACUCUUCUACUAUAGGAGGAAUGUCAACGCUUACUGGGACAUCCACUAACCUUAUAUUUAUUGAACAGUUUGAGACUCGUUACCCGGGGUGCAAGUUUGUGAAUUUUGGAUCCUGGAUUGCCUUUUCAUUCCCUAUUGCUUUUAUCAUCCUGAUAUUUUCCUGGAUGUGGAUCAACUGGCUGUUCCUAGGUUUUAGCUUAAAAGACUUGCAAUGCUGUCGAAAGAAACCCAAGUCUCCAGCUGAUGAAGAUUCAAGAAUUAUUCUAAAACAAGAAUAUGAGAAGUUAGGACCAUUGAGUUACCAGGAGGUUGUGACACUCAUAAUCUUCCUGCUGAUGGCGCUGUCUUGGUUCACACGGGAUCCUGGAUUUGUCCCAGGUUGGGAUUCACUGUUUGGACUGAAAGGGUACAAAUCCGAUGCUACCUCAGCCAUUCUUUUUGGUUUUUUAUUAUUUAUUAUUCCUGGGAGGAAGCCCCGCUGGUUGUGCUGCAGAUCAAAAGAAAAAUCCAGCUCUCCUUCUGUGACUGAAUGUACAACAAUGAUCACCUGGAAAGAAUUUGAAGAUUGUAUUCCCUGGCACAUCGUGGUAUUGGUUGGAGGUGGAUUUGCUCUCGCCAAAGGAUGUGAAGUGUCUGGGCUUUCUAUGUGGGUUGGGCAUAAAAUGGAACCUUUGAGUAGCCUUCCAGUCUGGGUCAUCGUACUAAUUGUCUGUCUAAUGGUCACAACUGUGACCGAAGUGGCAAGCAACCCAGCAACCAUCACAAUAUUCCAACCCAUCCUCUCUUCACUGGCUGAAGGAAUAGGAGUGAAUCCUCUUCUGGUCAUCAUUCCAGCUACAAUAAGUGCCUCAUGUGCUUUCCUUUUGCCUGUUGCAAAUCCUCCCAAUGCCAUUGUUUUUUCCUAUGGUCACCUCACUGUUCCAGACAUGGUAAAAGCAGGACUGGGAACUAACCUAAUAAGCAUGAUAACCUUAUGGUUUGGACUUUACACGUGGGGAAUACCAAUGUUUGAUCUGAACAGAUUCCCCGAGUGGGCAACACACAGCAACAGUUCAUCUGUAUUAACACCCUGAAUGCAUUUUUCUAACCUUCUUUAUAUUGCUUACCGGAUGCAAAUAUUGUUUGGAACUUUAUGGAGAAAGUGUAAAUGCAGUUGUGGGAUUGACUUUUCGGUUAGACAUAUGCAUAGAACAGCUUUGGAACGUGGAUCGUUGUUUUAUUAUUUUAUGUAUUGCCACAGAAAUACCAACACAAACCGUGAAGAAGAAAAAAAGUUACAUUUAAUUCUAGGUUUCUUGAAUACGAGUUAGUUGACAGAUCCUGGAAGAUAUCUUUCUACAUAUUGGCCACCAAUUCACAUCCAGACAGGACUUCAAAUACAUCCCUGUCUACCUGAGAAAUGUGCUAAAUUACUUUCAGAUCAUUUGUGAAAAUGACGAUCCUCGUUUCUGUCCUUUCUAAUGCAUAUUUUGGUGCUAUAGAACAUGCUUUAGAAGCAGAGACAAAAGGAAAUUUGAAUUUUAUUUCCUCACUAACCUGUUUCCUGCUCUUUUGUUCCACACGGCUGUGCAGAGCAGGUCUCGCUAGAAGCUGUGUAGUUUGUUUCUUUUUGGCAGGGAAGAGGUUAACAAAAACAGAAAACAGUAGAACUACUGGAAUUCUUAAUACUCCUCUUUAGAAUGGGAGCAUGAUAAACUUGAAGCCGGAAUCCUUCUGUUAAGUACUUUAUACUCUUGUAGUACGGGAAUUGGUAGUUGCCUGUGAAAUGCAGCUAAAUGCCUCAAACCAUUCAGAUUGUGUUAUUUUGCCAUGUGCUGGACAAGGCUUUCUUUGCACAGUAGCAGAAAAUAAUUGCAUUAUCAAAGGUACAUUGCACAAGGCUCAUGUUUUGGAAUGGGGGGGGGGGGGGGGUUUGUACUAUAAAUAACGGAUCUUAUGAAAAUGGAAAGACAAAACAUGAAUCUUCUAACGUUUAUUAAUAAUAAAUGAUUUUGAAUAAAAAAA